AAGGUCUGGGGGCUGAUCGAGCGUGAGUCGGCACCGGAACGGCUGGCGCCGGGACCGGGAGGUGCCGACCCCGGUCGAAGGCUCCGAGGGCCGGUGUACGGGGGAGGCUGGUGCCUCCUCCGGGAGGUGCCGAUCCGCUGGGACUGGUGCCGGUGCCGAGAGGUGCCCGCUCGGUAGGAGUCUCCGACGGCUGAUGCUGGUCCUGGGAGGCACCGAUCCGGUGGGGCUACCCGAGGACCGCUGAGGCUGGUGCCGCUCCCGGGAGGUACCGGUACCCGGCAGGAGCCUCCAAGCACCGAUCACGCGUGAGUCAGCCCUGCUGCGGCUGUCGCCGGUACCGGCGGGUCCCGAGGAGCGGCCACACGGGAGCUGGCACCGGCACCUGCCCUUCUCCUUGGCAGUGGGCAGCGGUUCGGGACACGUCGGUCUCGGACUCGGAGCAGCGGCCGCUGUCGGUCCCGGCGGGCUGGGUCAGGCAGCGCUCCCGGUACCGCCUCCCCCGGGGGCGAGCCGUGCCCGCCGGCCCCCGGGGACGUGUGUGCCCAGCGGCAGCAGCGGCGCCGGGCUGGGCUCUGGGAGCUGAUUUUGGACUCUGCAAAGCGGCCACCAUCUGUCCGGAUCUGGCAUUUGUCAGCUCCCAAGUGCAGCGUUUCAGGGCCAAAACAACCUGCUUCAGCUUUUUUUUUUCAGAGUCGAGGAGGCAAAGAGCGGUGCUUUGGCCCUGACGCUUGUUUCGGGAGCCUUUGGCUGGGAGCACGCUGUGUUUUGCUUCCUGCUAGACAGAGGGGGGGAGAGGGGGGAAAGAAAGGAACAUCCCAUCACCCAGAGUGACUGGAGUGUCUGCCAUGCCCCAUCCGAACACAUGGGAAGGGAGCUGGGAGGACAAGUCCUGGCCUCAGUGCCUGCAGGGAAGGUGUUUUCCUAUUUGCUCUUGCAAAGGGAAUUCGGGGAGUAGCGAGAGCUAUGGGGUACAGGAUGCUGUGGAGGGGAGAGCAGGAAUUAGGCACCACGCUGUGCAGAUGGGGUCAGGGCUGGCUGAGAUGUGCUGCUCUGAGCUCCAGUGUUUGGUAUUUUGUUACUGGUUUGCUCAUUACCUUCUGUUUCAGGAGCUGUUUAAAAAAUGGGCCGAGCCAGGGACACAGGAAGGUCUGGUUUAAUUCCAGGAGCAGCAAAACUGUCCAGUGAUCCCAAUGACAUGUUCGAUGGUGUUGGCGUCUGUGCUAGAGAGGAAUAUUUUCCUCUCCUUUGCUUUUGGGGCAACAGGACUCUGUUUUUCCUUUCGUACUGUUCUAGUGGGUGGUCAAACAAGUCUUCCAAAGGUUAGUGGUUGGAUUUUGAAUUUAAAAAAAAAAGGUUGUACGCUCCAGAAACAUCAAAUGGUUUGAUAAGCGUAAAAACAUCAAAAACAGAGGAGCAGAUGAGCGGAGUAAGCAGGGUGAUUAAAAUCUGCUUGAGGGACUGUUCUUACAACUGGGAAAUGCCCCAGUGCCCCAUUUGCUUUCAAAGCUCAGAAGUACCCAGCUCUGAAACCAGGUGCUGAUCCCUGUCCACGCUCGCACAGGGCCUGAUCCUGCAGCAGAGGGUGAGCGUGCAGCACAGUGCUGCUCUUCUCCCUGCAACUUGUCCUGCAUUGAACCCGUUAUGGGAUUAAGCCCUAAAUCCCAUGGCGGGGCGGAGUUCCCCUGGGAUGCACAGCAGUAACUAGUCUGUGGAGAUAACAAGGGCGGCAAAUACUGCUGGUUUCCAGUCUUUCCACUCUGGGCCUCUGUGGGGCAGAAGGGUGCCUGAGGAUGACUGGAGGGACAGAAAACAUCAAGAUUUUAGGGAUAAACUACCCUGGGAAAUUCUUCUGUCAGUGACACCAACAGCUCACUGCUUUUAUCAGGUGUAUUUUGACCCUCAUCCUGAAUUGGUUGUUUAACCCUUUGUGUUUCAUUUUCUGUUUCAACAUUCAGGCUUUGAAUAAUGUUAGGAAGCACAACCACUUUUAUUUUAUUUUGGAAGGACUUCUUUUUUUACAGAAGGUGGAAGGACACUCUUCCAGGAAGCAGCUGCCCGUGAGGAGACCAGCACAGAGAGCCCUAAACAGGACCUUCAUCAAAGCGGUGCUUGGAGAGUGAUGGUCUUAAAAUGAAAAGGUGCUGUGAGGGUGUUGGGCUGCCAUGCCUGUUUAAGAGACAGGCAGGCCCCAGCUCUGAGUUACCCUGGGCCUUUUGGGAGUCCAUGGUGCCUGCAGAGCCCAACCCAGAGGCAAACCACGUCCAGGGUGUUGGUAUGGCCAGCUCCCAGCCUCCAAAGUACCUCCUCAUCUUCGACUUUGAUGAGACCAUCAUCAAUGAGAACAGUGAUGACUCCAUCAUCAGGGCAGCACCAGGGCAGGCACUUCCAGAGCACAUCCGGCAGACCUUCUGCGAGGGUUUCUACAAUGAGUACAUGCAGCGUGUCCUGACGUACAUGGGAGACCAAGGUGUCAAGAUGGGGGACUUCAAGACUGUAUAUGAGAACAUUCCCCUGUCCCCUGGCAUGCCUGACCUCUUCCAGUUCCUCUCCAAGAACCAUGAAGUCUUUGAGAUCAUCCUCAUCUCCGAUGCCAACAUGUUUGGCAUUGAAUGCAAUCUGAGGGCAGCUGGUUUCUACUCUCUCUUCCGCAAAAUCUUCAGCAACCCAUCCGGCUUUGACAAAAGGGGGUACUUCACCUUGGGGCCCUACCACAGCCACAAGUGCCUUGACUGCCCAGCCAACAUGUGCAAACGCAAAAUCCUAACAGAGUAUCUGGCAGAGAGAGCCCAGGAAGAGGUGGAGUUUGAGAGGGUCUUUUAUGUGGGAGACGGUGCCAAUGACUUCUGCCCUUCUGUGACUUUGACUUCAGCUGAUAUUGCUUUCCCACGGAAGGGCUACCCCAUGCACCGGAUGACCCAAGAGAUGGAGAAUAAGCAACCUGGAGCCUUCCAGGCCACUGUUGUUCCCUGGGAGUCAGCUACAGAGGUCACCCGCUAUCUCCAGGAGGUCCUCAAGAAGUGUUGAAGAUAGCUCAAAAGAGGCUUGUUUACUAUAAGCAUCUGGGAAAGGAGAGUCCUGGAGGGUCAGGUCCUGUACUCCAUGCUCAUCUGGCACUACUCACUGGGACUCCGAUUCCUGGGCUGCUUUCCUGCCUUCCUCUCCACGCUCCUUUCUCCCCGGUGGUAAAAGCACUUUCUCUACCCCCCCCCCCCCCCCCCCCCAGCCUUUCCCUUUUCCAUUGCCAUGUUGAGAUGACGCCUUCUCUAUGCAGCUUGGACAUCAACUCCAGUGUCGGUGCUUGACAACACUAACAGUGUGGGGUUUUUUUCCCCUUUUGACUUCACAAGAGCAAUUCUUUAAAAUCCAGAAGCCAGCUUUCCUGAAGGCUGAGCCCUGCACAUGCUUCCUCUUGACUUCACCCUGCUCUCCUCCUGCUCAUCUUUGCUUGCCACGCAGAAACUGCGUGCUGUCACCUUCAACCUGAUGCUCUGAGGGCUCCUUGCCUCUUCAGGAAGCUAUUAGAAAUCUAAUCCAUGAAAUUUGUGCUGCCCAGGCUCCACAGCUUGCCAUGCACCCCACACCUUCCUCAGCUGGUGAGCCUUUUGCUGGAGUUAAUUGUUGCUUAAGACUUUAUUUUCUGGGGGGGGGAAAAAAAAGACUAGCAGAAAGCCUUGUGGAAAGGUGGUACCUUGAAAAAAAAAAUUUAUAUAUAUAUAUAUUUUAAUCUCUCCUAUGAAGAAAGGCUGAGAGAGCUGGGGCUCUUCAGCCUAAGGAAGAGAAGGCUCCAGGGUGACCUUACUGCAACUUUUCAGUACUUAAAGGGGACUUAUAAAGAAGAUAGAGAGCAACUUUUUGCUGAGUCAGAUAAUGACAGAACAAGGGAGAAUGGUUUUAAACUAAAAAAAUAAAAGAGAGGGAGAUUUAGAUUAGGUGUUAGGAGGAAAUUCUUCACUCAAAGGGUGGUGAGGCACUGGAACAGGUUGCCCAGAGAGGUCGUGGAUGCACCAACCCUGGAGGUGUUCAAGAGCAGACUGGAUGAGGCCCCAAGCAACCUGAUAUGGUGGGUGGCAUCCCUGCCCAUGGCAGGGACGUUGGAACUGGAUGAUCUUUAAGGUCCCUUCCAACCCGAGCCAUUCUAUGAUUCUAUGAUUCAUUAGCUCCCAUUGCCCCCACCCCACUUUCCCAGGGUAUGGGCACGAAGGCCAUGUCCCACUACAGGGAAGAGGACCUGACUUCACUUUCUUCUUCCACCCACUGCUUUCACUUCCAGGGCAGAAGGUCCCCUGCAUUCUUGAUGCAGACAGGUUCCUCCACACUGAGCCAGUCUUACCAGCUGUCUACUUGCAUUUGCUGAAUCAUAUUGACUCCCCUGUGACCUCAGGUGUGACCUGGUCAAGAGGUGCUGAAACUCCCCCCCAGCUGGAAAGGGAGGUGUGGUGCUUUGGCAUUUCUCCUGGUACUGGAUCCCUGGAGGCUAAACCUUCUGUGCCCUCCUGCCCUACUGCAGUAUUAAUUGCCCCUUCUAAUUGCACUCUGCAGGGGGGACCUGCAGCAUUUGUUGCUCUCUGGUGUUGGCUUUUCCUGGAUUUAUCCACAGCCUUAACGGCCCCAGAGGGUGAUUUGUAACUACUCCAAAGCAUAGAAAUCCUGGCAACAAAUCUGAGCGGUAAAGAAAUAACCAAAGCAGCCCUGAGUUGUUCCUCAUUUAUGUAAUUUUUCUCUCUCUUUGUUCUUCCUCUUCUGGACACUGUUCAACUGUGUGGAACUCGAAGCCAUGGAAUUAAAAAAAUACAUAUAUAUGUAUAUAUAUA
Molecule: messenger RNA, 4811 nt
Organism: Cygnus atratus (black swan)
Lineage: Eukaryota; Metazoa; Chordata; Aves; Anseriformes; Anatidae
Gene: PHOSPHO1
Product: phosphoethanolamine/phosphocholine phosphatase 1
Exons: 4
Coding region: 2131-3024 (297 amino acids)
Biological process (GO): bone mineralization involved in bone maturation
Molecular function (GO): phosphatase activity
Source: RefSeq, a predicted model, not a curated record